Molecule: messenger RNA, 2990 nt
Organism: Klebsormidium nitens
Lineage: Eukaryota; Viridiplantae; Streptophyta; Klebsormidiophyceae; Klebsormidiales; Klebsormidiaceae
Source: the annotation of a GenBank genome assembly
UUCGGGAGGUGGGCGAGUCCUUGGGCCCUGGGGCGCCUAUCGAGGGUUUGAAAAUAAGGUCGGUCAACGUGGCAAGGCAUUAUCGCAUACUGUUAGGUCUAUGACAUUGGCGGGCUGUCAAGCCCAGCAGGAGACGUGUCAUCUGUAGUACUUUGAUCCGGAAAGCAGUACUGAUGGGCGUGGCUAUGAAGGCUGGUCAAAAUACUCAUAAUGAUCAGCCUUCGUUGAAGGGCAAACCAUAUGCAACCACGUAAAGAAAAGCAAUGAAAAUCCACGUACUAUCUUCUAGUAGGGGCCAUCAGAGUUCAGAACUUCAGCAUUCAAACUAAACACAGCAACAAACGUUUGGCUUGCUCUCAAACGCCACGAAUUUCCUUCAAGAAUGGCGGAGGUUACCGAAAACCAUCUGAGAGUAAAGCUGCAUGCUCUGCAGAUUCUGUCCGGACAGGAAGGUGCAAGCCUACUGCUUACGGAACUGGGGGUAGCCAUAAAAACACAGAUGGGACAUACAGUGAAGGGAAAAUUGAAAAAGAUUCUAGCACUGUUCCCUGCUGAUUUCUGGAUUGAUGCUCAAGACAAAGUAGUCCUGCUCAACAACCAGAGAUCCUCAGGAAGGCCUAUAGUGCCCCUCGAACAGGACGUUCUCCGUGCAAACCCCUCAAGAUGCCCCUCUAACUUCCUUCCCACUGUCACAGUCCAAAAGAAGGAAGGAAAGGCUUCACAAGCAGGGGCAGUAUUGCCUGCCUGGGUGGGCAUCAAGCUGAAUCGUGUGGCCUCCCAAAGCGGUGCAUCUAACAGCAGCGCAUCUGCAAGCACAAGCCAAAACUGGCUCAUCAAACCAAAGGCGCCAACUCCGGUGACUGCAAACAAAGUGCCAACUCCGAUGCCUGCAAAUCAAACUUCAGAGACCAAGAGACUGGGAAAGCUUCCUGUGACUACGAGGCAAGCACCAAUUCAUUUGACUGGACCUCAAGCACCAUUUCAAGUAAACGAGACUCGAGCACCAGUUUCAUCAACUAGGAAUGACGAGGCACCAGUUCCAGCAACCAAGGACCAAGCAUCGGUUUCAAAUACAGCCGUCUGGGUACCCCAGCCACUGGUCGCUCCAGAGAGUCCCAGCCAGGUGCUUGUCAUCACCGACAAGGAAGCUCUGGGUGCCGCUGUUCAAAGCAUUGCACAGCAUUCCACCAUUGCAAUCGACUGCGAAGGUUGCAACCUGAGCCGGACAGGAAGGCUGUGCCUCGUCCAAGUGGCGCUCCCCCCUCCCAAGCACUGCGUAUAUCUCUUUGACCUUGUCUCUAUGGACUCUGACACAUUAGAAGCACUGAAGCAAAGCCUCGGGACUAUACUUGAGGACAGGAGCGUCACAAAGGUGAUCCAUGACUGCAGGCAGGACAGCGACGCCCUCUUUCACCAGCUUGGCAUCCGGCUGGAUGGAGUGUUUGACACUCAGGCUAGCUACGUGGCGCUGGUUAAAGUGCUGAAGGCGCAGGCUUGCAGCACGAGCAGGUUUGUCCCCCUGCCAGGCCUAAACCAGCUGCUGAAGGAGUAUACCGGGAAGGAGAACUCGGCGAAGCAAGAUGGAAAGGUGCUCAUGGAGAGGGACCCCUCCAUCUGGGAAAAGCGCCCCCUCAGCUUCGUCCUCCUACAGUAUGCGGCUCAGGACGUCAUGGGUCUCUUUGCCGUCCAAGACGGUAUCCUCCGAGACUCUUCGAAACUCGCCCUGGCUCAGCUGUCGCUCGCUAGUGCACAGUACGUCGGCGCGUUUCGCAACAACGGGGCGUCGGGAGCCCCUCCCAGCGGGAAGCAGAGGAUGGCUUUCAAUAAAACGGGCCGUCUGGUGCCCGUAUCCGAGUUGACUUCUGAAGACACAGCCCCUGAGGAGAGCAACAGCACGGAAGAAGACUUAGCGGAGCUGCUGGCUCUUCUUCCGAUAGACUUCACCGCAGAGCUCGCGAGCGGGGGCCAUCGACUUAUGGAGAUUGUGCUCGACUUUGGCAGGCGGCCUGUUGCGCGCUUCCUCGAUGGUAGCCGCGCGUUUCUCGCCCCUGAGGUGGUCUCGAGAGCAGCCCUGAACUCCGCAGUUCAGCGACUGGGUGCUUUUGGGAGCGACAAUCGGGCGGGCGUCCCUGGCACUCUGCAUCGCAUCAGCGCGCUGCGAGAGAGGGACUCAGGGGAGGUUCUUGGGCUGACCUACCGGGUGGGCCGAGCGGUUCUUGGGAGUGCCAGCAUGGCGCGUGAUAUGCUGAAGACGGGGGGAAAUAUUUUGCUCCUGGGCCCUCCGAUGACGGGCAAGACAACAAUAAUACGAGAUCUGGCGCGGCUUCUGUCGGACGACAGUUGGGUGGUGAUUGUGGACACCUCGAAUGAGAUUGCGGGAGCAGGGCCUGUGGCGCAUGCUUCGGUGGGGAACGCUCGACGGAUGCAGGUGAAAAACUUGGAGAGCCAGUCCGCAACCAUGAUCGAGUGCGUUCAGAACCACGCCCCAGAGGUGAUCGUUAUAGACGAGAUUGGACGCAAGAAGGAAGCAGAGGCUGCGCGCACAAUCGCCCAGCGUGGCGUGCGCCUCAUCGCGAGUGCGCAUGGAAGCCUCGCCAGCCUCGUCUCCAACCCGUUCCUUUCAGAGCUGCUGGGAGGAGUGGACCUCGUGACAGUCGGCGACUCUGCUGCAAAUAAGUUAUACAACGGCAGAAAGAACGUCCAACAGCGGAAGCGCGAGUCCAUCUUUCAGACGAUCAUCGAGCUCGCCCCAGAAAGGUUAAGCGAGUGGGCGAUCUUCGAUGACGUUGAGACGAAAGUCGAUAAGAUUCUUAAGGGAGAGCCCUUCGAAGCAGAGAUUAGAGUUUUAGACACUCAGACGGGGACGAUCAUGGUAGGACGAGAGAUACGUGUUCACCAAUGAUUUGACCCCCGCAAUUGUCUAGAUAUUCGCCCUUACAUUCCGAAGGCCGUGCGUGAAGUCUAUGAAAGACAUGCCAGAAGCUUGCCAG